This is a messenger RNA of Cottoperca gobio, 4058 nucleotides long. RefSeq names its product PDZ domain-containing protein 7-like. Gene Ontology annotation, biological process: sensory perception of sound; auditory receptor cell stereocilium organization. Gene Ontology annotation, molecular function: protein binding. The transcript has 18 exons. The coding region runs from base 444 to 3089 and encodes 881 amino acids. Gene Ontology annotation, cellular component: stereocilium tip; plasma membrane; stereocilia ankle link complex. NCBI's taxonomy places the organism in Eukaryota, Metazoa, Chordata, Actinopteri, Perciformes, Bovichtidae. The record is from RefSeq and is a predicted model, not a curated record.
AUCAUUUUGCACAACAUGGACUCCGGUAGGCUAGCUAGUUGACUUUAAUUUAGUUAUUUACAGAAGGGAUAUACGGAACAUUUUUGCUGUCGCCUGUCGAUGUUCUGUUCCUGUUAGCAUCUGUUUGGUAGUUUUUAAGCAGAACACGAGAAGAGCUGUCUGCUGUCUGCUGUAUUCUCGGUUUGAAACGUAACAUGUUUGACUCAGACAGGUGAGAGAGAUGAAACAUGGGCAGGAAUGGACCAAAAUGUGACUCCAGGAAGCCAAAGAGUCAGCUGUCAUGUCACACAGCAACCUGCGUCGUCUCAGUAUGCAGGGAACACAGCGGACAAAUUGCCUGAGGAUCCCCUUCCUUCUGCUGUAUGCUGCUGCUGUAGGCUCCUCCACCCGGAGCUAAGUCCCCUGUGAUGGAGAGUGUGUGAAAGGGGACCCCGCCAGCCUCCAUGGCUCAUUCGUCAGACCCAUUGCGCAGGGAGAAGACCCCCGGGACCCAAGGGUCACACACGGCUACACGCAACCUCUUACGAAAGAAAGAGCAGCGGCGGCGUGGAAUCCGAUCCUCCUCGCCCAUGGGCCGGGUCAUCCUCAUCAACUCUCCUGUGGAUGGUGGAGAUGACAGUGAGGACCUCCAUACGAUCACAGUAGAUAAGAGUGUGGACGGCAAGCUCGGCUUCAGCGUGCGAGGAGGCUCAGAACAUGGCCUCAGCAUCUUUGUCAGUAAGGUGGAGGACAACAGUACAGCAGAGGAGGCAGGCCUGCUUGUAGGUGAUAAACUGGUGGAGGUGAAUGGUAUCAGCCUGGAGAACAUCACGAUGAGCAGCGCUGUGAAGGUCCUGACCGGCAACAAUAGGCUGAGGAUGGUGGUGAGACGCGUUGGCAAAGUCCCCGGCAUCCGCUACUCCAAGGAGAAGACUACCUGGGUGGACUUGAUACACAGGCGUAUGGUGGUGGAGGAGAGCGGACGCACACCUUCUGAUGCCAGCUCGGGAAACGCCCUUCAACGGAUCGUCCACCUUUCCACCACCUCAGACGACUAUUGCCUGGGUUUUAACAUCCGGGGGGGAAAGGAGUUUGGUCUGGGCAUCUAUGUCUCCAAACUGGAUCCUGGAGGUCUCGCUGAGCAGAAUGGAAUAAAGAUGGGGGACCAGAUCCUGGCUGCCAAUGGCGUGAACUUUGAGGACAUCAGCCACAGUAACGCUGUGGAGGUGCUGAAGAGCCACACGCAUGUCAUGCUGACCAUCAAGGAAGCAGGACGAUACCCUGCUUAUAAAGAGAUGGUGGCAGAGUACAGGUGGCUCAAUAAGCUGGCCAACGGUACUCAGAAAUCUUCCUCCCAGGGUUCAGAAUCCAACUCCUCAGCCUCCUCUCUGUCGUCUGGGACUCCGGUGAGCUCUCUGAGUGGCCUGUCGCAGGUCAUGUUCCCUCCCAGCCUGCCUUUUUGUUCAGACAUGGUGGAUGUCUGCAUCUCUACGGAGGAUCAGAGGUCUGAGUCAGCGCGAACGGAGACCGCCAUGCAGACGGACCUUCCUCAGAAGACUGGUGCAGAAACCACUCGCAGCCUUGGACGAACCACUCUGCUCAAAGACACGGUGAUCCGUGGAGAGGAGGGCGGGGGGAGGCAAGAGUCCCAUAAGACUGCCGUGCUGAUGGCUCUCAGCAGACCGAGCCGACCAAUCAGCCGAUCUCAGAGCCAAGUCACCAUUGCAGAGAUCAAGCAGAAGAAAGAGAAGAAGCAGAAAGGGAAAAACCCAGAGGAGAAGAGCGCCCUGCAGCGCUCAAAGACCUUCGUCAACUCGCUAUUCAAAGGUGGACGCAAGAGAGACACUUCCAGGGGGCGCUCCAAGUCACCGUCCUCACACAAGGCUGGUAAAGGGGGACGACAGGUCGGUGCAAUGCCAAAUUCAGAGAUGCUUGGUGUGGUGGAGGACAUGGCCCGCAGGCUGCUGACUGAGCAGGAGGUGGCUGCUGUAAUGAAGACGUGCCGAAGGUAUGUGACAGAGCGGUCAGUGGAGCACUUGAUACGCCACCUGCUGGCUGUGCUGGACAGACCUGAGAAGCUGCUGCUGCUGAGGGAAGUCCGGUUGCUGCUUCCUCCUCCUGACCUGAGUGCAUUCAAUAACAUGGUGACCCCGAUCGAAGUCGAGGCCUACGAUAUCCUCAAGUAUCGCUCAAUCAAAGCUCCUCUUCUUCGCUCUCCCACAUCUGGUCGAGCACCAAAACGGCGCCUCAUCACUCCCAUCCCGGAUUACAGGGGAGGUUUUGAGCUCCACAAUGCCGAUGAGGUGGAGAAGGAGAGCCACCUACUGGAAGAGUUGGAGAAACUCAGUGUGUCGGGGCCUCGGGAGAGGCCUCAUCCCUCCAGGUCUUUCACCCCGCUGCUGGACAUACCAGUGGAUGGAUACAACGCAGAGUCCAGAGACUCUCCGCCCUCUGCCAGCCCCAUGCUCCCCAACUGGCUACUGGCCCACAGCGAUCACUCCCGCCCUCCUCUCCGAACAGACAUCGGCACGAUUCGCUCCGUCCACUUUGACGAAGUUUCACUGCACUCAACUUCAGACGCGGCCUCAGACAGAGGAAGGUCCCCGUUCAGAAACGGCUACUCCACAGGCAAAAAGGAGAAAAGCGAAGAUGGGAGUAAAGAAAGUGUGUUCACGCUGCAGAGUGCUGCUCGCAGGAGUCGGCCCUUGUUGUCGCAGGUGUUCAGAUCGAGUCCGGAUCAGCGAGUGGGGAGCGAACAGAUAAACGGACAUCAGGCUUCCUCAGAGAAUAGACUCAACAGCUCCGAGCCUAAACACGAGUACGAGCUCAAAACUGUCAGCAUCUCCAAGACCAAACAGUCACUGGGCAUCAGUAUAUCUGGUGGGAUGGAGUCGAAGGUUCAGCCGGUAGUAAAGAUCGAGAAGAUCUUUCCUGGAGGAGCAGCCUCCACCUGUGAAGUGCUCAAGGCUGGAUUUGAGUUGAUGUCAGUGGACGGAGUCUCGCUGCAAGGCGUGACUCAUCAGCAUGCUGUCGACAUCAUCCGAAAAGCCUUCAGCAACAAGGCCAAAGACCCCAUGGUGUUUGUGGUCAAAGUCCGUAAAAGCAUUUGAAAGGAGACUGUUUAGUCCCAGAAAUAAAUUCAUGAUGACAGUCUCAGAGACUUUAACUCUGGCCGAAACGCACUGUGCUGCUCUGAGGUCAGGUAGGUAGUUUUGCCAUUCAUGUUAAAGUUAGUUGUUGAAUGAUUACAUGGACACUGCUAACUGUUGAGCAACAUUGGCCUAAGGCAGCAGAUUUACUGGAUUUAAGAGAAUUAAGCAUAUGAAAUAAUAUAAGAACAUUAUCACUAAAAGUAGACGCACAAGCAACAAGUCAGUUAAAUGUGUCCAGAAAGCCUGAAACCAUAAAAACAAAUGGUGCUCCUGAUGCCUUUAAUAUUUCACUUUAAUCACAACCAAGGAGCCAAUGCCUGUCAAGAACAUUUCUUUUUACAUUUUGUUUCCUAUUAACAUCCAAAUGUCAAAAAGAGUGCAGAAGUUUGUUUAUAUCAGACUUCUUAAAUGUGCAGCACGACAAACUGCAAACUGAGUGCCUUUUUUAAAAGCCCUGUUAACAGUGUGCCUCCUUUUGACCUGCAGAGGGCAGACGAGACAUUCAGAAACAUUUGUUCUCUGCAGAAGCUAAUCAGGAAAAUGUUAAACGCCUCAAACUGCGAACAUCUCCUAAAUGUUGAGGAUCGUAGGAUAAAUAAUCUAGAUUGUCUGGAGAGCAUUAUAACCCAGUUAAAACUCAGUGUUUACAAAGACUAAAUUAUGAUCGUGUCUAUAAUGUGUUGUAAUAAUACAAUUAAGGGAGAACAUGCUGUAAGACUUUCAAGUUGUAUGAAGUUGAACAAAUCUCCAUGUAAGACACACAGCUAUUACAUUUUGUCUUUUUUAAUUAAAAACAGGUUUGUUCAAGAAAUGUACAGCAUGAAAAUAAACAUUUUAUGUCUUCAUACAAAUAUUGUGGAUUAUAAAAUUAUACUGAGGAACAAACAACCAACCAUCCACAUAAACAUUAAUAUUCAGGCGUCUUUU